AUGACCAAGGUUAGUCCACUUGGAGAGCAGAUGAUUGGAAUGGAGAUCUUCCUUCCAGUUUCAGCUGAUGUCAGCUUCCCUUUGGACCGGUUUCCCAAGUACAAGCUAGGACCUGAGAAUCAGGUAGUAGAAGAGCCAAAAGAGGAUGAAAAGGGACCAUUGUUGAAGGACAUUGUUGAGCAGGAGACAGCACAGCUCUCAGAACAGCAUAAACGCCUGUCGGUUCGUGACCUGGCCAGUAAAUUCGACAAGAACUUGGCUUCUGCUGCUAAGUUGGCCGAGGAGGCGAAACUUAGAGAAGUGGCUUCUCUGGAGGGGCAUGUGCUUUUGAAGAAGCUGAGAGAUGCAUUAGAAUCUUUGAGAGGACGUAUGGCAGGGCGAAACAAAGAGGAUGUGGAGCAGGCUAUCUCUAUGGUGGAAGCAUUGGCUGUGAAGCUGACUCAAAAAGAAGGUGAACUAAUUCAGGAGAAGUUCGAAGUGAAAAAGCUUGCAAACUUCCUUAGACAGGCUUCAGAAGAUGCUAAGAAGCUGGUCAGCCAAGAAAGAUCGUUUGCAUGUGCUGAAAUAGAAAGCGCCCGGGCUGUUGUUCAGAGGUUUGGGGAGGCCUUAGAGGAAGAAGAAAAGAAUGCUCAAACUUCUAAAAACUUGUCUCCUAAUGUGGAGGUACUACUUGAGGAGGUUCAAGAGGCUAGAAGAAUCAAAUUGCUGCAUCACCCGAGCAAGGUGAUGGACAUGGAGCAUGAACUUGGUGCACUCAGAGCUCAAAUCCGCGAGAAAGCCAUCUUCUCUGUGAAACUUCAGAAAGAGCUGGCAAUCAGCAAACGAGUAGAGGAGAACAAAUUAGCAAUAUACAGAAUAGAAGGCUCUGAAACUCUCGGUUCGUGUUUGCGUCUCCAUCCUCGUAUUAAUGAUGCUCCACUACUUUCAAAAUGCUCAAUUCAGUGGUACCGCGUCUCAUCUGAAGGGAGUCACAACGAAGUCAUUUUAGGCGCUGAAAAGCCAAUAUAUGCUCCUGAACCACUUGAUGUUGGCCGGGUCCUUCAAGUCGGGGUGGUUUCAAACGGCCAGAAAGUUAGCAGCGUAACAACCGCUGGUCAUAUCGAGCCAGCUCCAGGACUUAUGAGCCAUGUAGAGACACUUCUGCGAAAAUCUAGUGCUGAAUUUAGUGUGACAAUUUCGCAGAUCAAUGGACAAGACAAUCCAUCACAUUCAGUCCAUUCGUUUAAUGUGGGGAAGAUGAGGAUAAAACUUUGCCGAGGAUGGAUCACAAAGGCGAGAGAAAUUUACUCAGCAUCCAUGCAGUUAUGUGGAGCUCGAGCGAUUUGUAGCAAUGCUGCCUCAAAGUCACUGUUCUGGCAACCCAGGAAGGGGCUCUCCUUCGUGCUGAAGUUCGAGACAGAGCAAGCGAGGAAUGCAGCCAUUACGAUUGCCAGAAAGUUCUCCAACGAUUGCAAUGUUAUGCUUGCUGGACCAGAUGAUCAAGUAUAG
Molecule: messenger RNA, 1488 nt
Organism: Linum trigynum
Lineage: Eukaryota; Viridiplantae; Streptophyta; Magnoliopsida; Malpighiales; Linaceae
Source: the annotation of a GenBank genome assembly